This is a messenger RNA of Orbilia oligospora ATCC 24927, 1635 nucleotides long. RefSeq lists its product as uncharacterized. The transcript has 3 exons. Bases 1 to 1635 code for a protein of 544 amino acids. Gene Ontology annotation, molecular function: basic amino acid transmembrane transporter activity. NCBI's taxonomy places the organism in Eukaryota, Fungi, Ascomycota, Orbiliomycetes, Orbiliales, Orbiliaceae. Gene Ontology annotation, biological process: transmembrane transport; basic amino acid transport. The record is from RefSeq and is a predicted model, not a curated record. Gene Ontology annotation, cellular component: fungal-type vacuole membrane.
AUGUCUAUCAACCCCUCAGUUGGUCGCCAAGUGCACUCAAAUAGCACAGCCUCCGAAUCAUCCCCUCUAAUCCAGCCACCCGCUGACGUACCGCCUGCUGGCGAAGUCUCGCGUGCAAGGCUAUGGUCUAUCCUAGGCGCUACAUGGGUCGGCGUUUUUCUGGCUUCGCUUGAUUCAACGAUUAUUGCUACCCUGUUAGGUCCGAUAUCUAAUUCAUUUUCAUCGUUUUCUACGAUAUCAUGGGUUGCGAGCGGGUAUUUGAUUACCAAUUCGGCGUUUCAGCCGUUGUCGGGUCGGUUGACGGAUAUUUUCGGUCGAAGGGCUGGGUUAAUUGCUGCCAAUAUCGCGUUCGGGACGGGGACAUUGAUGUGUGGACUUGCGAAGGAUGAGAGCGUUUUGAUUGCCGGAAGGUUGAUUGCUGGUGCUGGUGGAGGGUGCUUGAAUGCUAUUGCAACUUUUGUUGCGUCUGAUCUUGUGCCACUUCGUCGUCGGGGACUAUACCAGGGUCUUGGGAAUCUUAUAUUCGGCCUUGGUGCUGGUCUAGGCGGGUGGAUUGGUGGUCUGUUCAACGACUCGUCAUUGGGCUGGAGAUGGGCCUUCCUCUUCCAAAUUCCCAUUAUCAUCGUCUCCGCAAUAGCAGUCGCUCUCCUGGUUGACAUCCCCAUCAGGAAUACCUCAGAAGGCGCCCUCCAACGAGUCGACUUCCUCGGCGCCAUAACUUUAGUAUCCUCUCUAAUCCUCCUUCUGGUGGGGUUAAACACCGGUGGUAGCAUCCUACCAUGGACCCACCCAUUAGUACUAACAACAAUCCCACUAUCGCUUAUCAUCUUCGUUCUAUUCGUCUGGACAGAGUCUAGAGCGAAAGAACCAAUCAUCCCCGUCCGUCUUUUUAGACUGAGGACAACAUGGUCCGCUUGCCUUACGAACUGGUUCUUUGUAAUGGCCAUCUAUGCAUUACUCUUCUACGGACCGCUUUAUUUCCAACUGCAAGGCCAUUCAGCUACAGAAUCCGGUCUUAGACUUCUUCCAAAUGCAGUCGGCCUUUCCGUGGGGUCUUUGUCUAGUGGGUAUAUCAUGCGACAUACUGGAAGAUAUUAUGGUUUGGGAAUCUGGAUCAAUACUGCUUUUGUCAGCGCCAUAGCGUUGAUCACGACAUUCACGCUUAAAACUACAGAUUUCCCACAAUAUUUAGCAUACUUCUUCGUCGGUUACGGCUAUGGUGGUAUGUUAACCGUCACAUUGAUUGCGCUAAUUUCAAGCGUGGACCACGACUUCCAGGCCGUCAUAACAUCAGCAAGCUAUGCGUUUAGAGCGACCGGCAGCACAAUCGGCGUUACCGUUGCUUCUGCCGCGUUUCAAAAUGUGCUUAAAGGUGAGUUGGAGAGAAGACUUGGUGGUGGAGGUCCAGAAGCGGAAGAUAUUAUCAGAAGGGUUAGAGAGAGUUUUGAAGAAAUAUGGAAGAUACCAAUUGAAUGGAGGAGCGAAGUUUUGAAUGCAGAGAUGGCAGCAUUGAGGUCUGUGUUUUUGGUGGCGCUAGGUUUGGGAGGGAUCGGAUGGAUUGCGGGGAGUUUUAUUGGGCAUCAUAAAUUGCAUACUACGUUGAGUAGGGAAGAUAUUCAUGAAGAAGAGGAUUAG